Messenger RNA from Panicum hallii, 934 nucleotides. RefSeq lists its product as uncharacterized. The record is from RefSeq and is a predicted model, not a curated record. The transcript is spliced from 5 exons. Lineage: Eukaryota; Viridiplantae; Streptophyta; Magnoliopsida; Poales; Poaceae. Bases 86 to 811 code for a protein of 241 amino acids.
GAGGAAGCGGAACUCUGGGACCUGGGUCUGAAAAGCGAGUCAGCUUCCCUGCCGCACCCCGAGCUCGCAGCGGCGCAGCGCUCCCAUGUCGUGGCCUGCGCUCCUCGGCCACGCUACAACGCUCACGCUCCCGACCACCGGCGCCUCCGCGCGCCUCCUCCGUCCCGGCGCCCGGCAACUCCUCGUCCGCGGUAUAUCCAGAGCCGCCGCUGCGACGCCUCACGCCGCCGCAUCCCCGGGCAUCGCCUGCUCCCGCCACUCAUCCGUGGCCGCCGCCCCCUCCACCUCCCCACGGCAUGCAGGCGGCGCCUGCGACCUCGUGGCGCUCACCCUCACUGCUUCCGCGGUUGCAGUAUCUGCAUGCUUGAUAUUCUUUGCGGCAAUUCGCUCUAUGCUGGCAUGUAAGAGGGAGGCAGAGUUUCUCGAGAAAUACUUUGAUUCAGCAAGAAAGAAACUACCUGAAUCUAUGGCUUCAUUGAGACUGGUUGGACGGGAGUUCGGUGACUUGGCUGCGGAUCUUAGUGAUCUAAGUCAAGAAAUGACAAAGGGUGUAAGAAGUUCCAUGAGCAUCGUUCAUACUGCCGAUGCUCAACUUCACCAGCCGACGCCCUCUGCCCUGCCAGGGACCGCGCGGAGGAUGUAUAAUCAGAAGAAGGUGGCAGAGGAGCCGUUGCUGGCUAGCACCUUGAGAGAUCUGCGUGAGUUGAUUAAAGGCAUCCGAUCAGGACUUGGAGCAACGGCCGGAAUGGCCGACCUUUUCAUGUGGGCCUCGAACUUUUUUGGUUCAAAGCGCAGUAAGAAACGCUCAUAGUGUAAAAGUAUGUUUUUUUAACAAAUAAUACAUCCAAAUAUGUUCACAUCCACGCACGCACACCCCAGUAUAAACAAAUGGUGAUGAUGAAGAUCUGUAUAGUAGUAUGUUGUUGUUUAGCAA